GUGAAAGUGAAUUUAUCAGUCUUCCUGUCUCUCUGCACCUAAACUGAUCCUCGACAGAUCACACGACAAACCUGGGCUUUCAUUUGACUUCAAAAUGCUUCCCGUACGCAGUGUCUACCCUCUGGUUUUAGGGAAAACCAUGAACUCCGAUAAGCACUUUAUGGAUCGUCUCAGAUCCGAAGUGAAGCUACAUGAAGUGGACUCGCAGAAUGACUGUGAUGUCCUCAUUACUUUCGUCCCGAUUGUGUCUCGAGCUGGAACGGACAUUCAAGCUGCUCUUGAAAGAAUUCCCACAGAACAUUCAUACAAGCGCGUCGUUCUGGUGUCUCUCCAUCACACAUAUGAUCCUAAUUACAUCGCACCAGACAGCAGACACUCUGUUCACAGGAAUGACGUGUUUGCUGUGGACUGUCUCUAUCAUGAAGACAUGGGACUGCUGAACUCCCGAACCAAUGAUGAGGCACUGAAAAGAGUAAUAAAGCAUCUAGGAGGAGAAACACCAUAUAAGGCUGCGGACAAGACCGAACUGAUUCAUUGGUUAUGCGCCGUGCUGAGCAUCUUUCUUUUUUACUUUGUUCUGCCAGAAGGGUACAGCUUCUUCAACUUCUUAAUUUUGGAGAUAUUGCUGCUGAUUAUCAUAUCUGUGUCCCUGAGAUACUGCAACAAGUAUCUCAAAAAUAGCAAAUACCACCUUGGGAAGUGGACUCCUUGGAUUUUUACUGGUAUGAACGUUGUCCUCAUGCUUGUCACAUAGUCCCUCCGAGGAGUCUGUGCAUGAGUUGAAUGAUGCCACUGAACACAGUCAAAACAUGUGAUACGGAUAAUAUUGCUUUGCCUGAUAUCGUGGUAUGUGGUUUAGAAAACUUGUUAAUAUUAAAUAAACACUUCUCUGUUCAAUAAUAAACUAUAGGCAUGGGGGA
Ictalurus furcatus (blue catfish) is the source of this 920-nucleotide messenger RNA. RefSeq lists its product as uncharacterized. The transcript has 4 exons. Bases 95 to 754 code for a protein of 219 amino acids. The record is from RefSeq and is a predicted model, not a curated record. NCBI's taxonomy places the organism in Eukaryota, Metazoa, Chordata, Actinopteri, Siluriformes, Ictaluridae.